Messenger RNA from Protobothrops mucrosquamatus (brown spotted pit viper), 1461 nucleotides. It is a transcript of the gene CHST9, whose product is annotated as carbohydrate sulfotransferase 9. Gene Ontology annotation, biological process: proteoglycan biosynthetic process; carbohydrate biosynthetic process. Gene Ontology annotation, molecular function: sulfotransferase activity. Bases 71 to 1333 code for a protein of 420 amino acids. The record is from RefSeq and is a predicted model, not a curated record. The transcript has 3 exons. Gene Ontology annotation, cellular component: membrane. NCBI's taxonomy places the organism in Eukaryota, Metazoa, Chordata, Lepidosauria, Squamata, Viperidae.
AAAAAAAAAUAUGCAGUAUCUCUGAAAAGUGAGCUAUGCCCUAUUCUGAAGUUGCUGAAAAAGUAGGGCCAUGAAUCUGAAACUAACCUAUGUAUCUGUACUGGUGUUUGGAGUAGCAGGUCUAAUUGUAUUGACAUAUCUGCAAACCUGCAUUGAAGAUCAACAUGCAGGGACUGAAGAAAAAAUGCAGCAGCAGAUGAUUAAUCAGGAUUUUGGAAGCUAUUCUACUGAGGAAUCUGAAAAACCAAAAGAAAAUUGGAUUGUAGGAAAGUAUUUUCACAAAGACAGUAAAGCUUUGAUUGAGAGUGAAGAUUCUCAGGAGCCCUAUCUUUUCGGGGGAACAGAAGGUUCUUUGACCACUAAUUUUUCUGAAGACCCACAGAACGUUCUUAAACAGCUCAAAGAAAUGAAUUUUUCAUCCACCAAGUUUUAUCAAAAUAAAUUAUUUAAUAGGAACAAUAACUGGAAAACCACCGAUGAGAUACAAGAGAGACGGAAAUUUGUUCUUCGUAAUAUUUGCCAAAAAUAUGUUAAUGGAAACAGAACCCAGACACCUCUUGUGCACAUGGUCUCUAGAAUAUACGUAGAAGAUAAAUACAAACUCUUGUAUUGUGAAGUUCCUAAAGCAGGCUGCUCCAACUGGAAAAGGAUUCUGAUGAUACUUGGUGGUCUCACAAAAUCUGCUGCUAAUAUUUCUCAUGACAGUGUACACUAUGGAGAUCAUUUGAAGAAACUAGAUAGUUAUAAUAUAAAAGAGAUAUAUAAGCGUUUAAAAACAUAUACCAAAAUUAUAUUUGUCCGUGAUCCAAUGGAAAGAUUGGUGUCUGCUUUUCGGGAUAAGUUUGAACACCCAAACAGUUAUUACCAUCCUAUAUUUGGGAAGGCUAUUAUUAAGAAAUACAGACCCAAUGCAGAUAAAGAGGCAUUGACAACUGGCUCAGGGGUGCAAUUUAAAGAGUUUAUACAAUAUCUAUUAGAUCCCUAUAGGCCAUUAGGUAUGGAUACGCAUUGGGAACAAAUUAACAAACUUUGUUAUCCUUGCAAUAUCAAUUAUAAUUUCAUUGGCAAAUUUGAAACUCUGGAAAAAGACGCCAAUUAUUUUUUGAAACUAAUAAAUGCUCCAGAUGAGCUCCUAUUUCCUCAUUUCAAAGACAGACACUCCACUGACAAAAGAACCAAUUCAGAAGUUGUAAUGAAAUACUUGGCAGAAAUUCCUGCCACAGAGAGAUUGCAGGUUUACAACUUUUACUACCUGGAUUAUUUAAUGUUUAACUAUACUGUACCAUAUGAGACAUUCCAAUUUGAUGUAAUGCAUAAUCCGGUUUACCUAUAACUUAUGAGAAAAAGUAUAAUUUCUUAAAUGGAGAUGCUUUGAUUUGCUAAAAUUUUGAUAAAUGUAAGUGCCUAACAUUUAGGAAGCAACAUAAUGCAAUAUAAUUAACACGAGUGGCAUUAAAACAA